Messenger RNA from Phytophthora infestans T30-4, 2433 nucleotides. RefSeq lists its product as uncharacterized. Bases 1 to 2433 code for a protein of 810 amino acids. The record is from RefSeq and is a predicted model, not a curated record. Gene Ontology annotation, molecular function: isomerase activity; carbohydrate binding. Gene Ontology annotation, biological process: carbohydrate metabolic process. The transcript is spliced from 5 exons. NCBI's taxonomy places the organism in Eukaryota, Oomycota, Peronosporomycetes, Peronosporales, Peronosporaceae.
AUGGCGGCGUUGCCCGAGGGGAUGCAGCUGGUGAGUGCGCUGGAUGACGCCGAGCUCAAGGCACUCUCGCCUAUGAGUGGCGACGAAGCGUCAGCUUCUGAGCACGUGCGACGUGCGCUGCUGCUUCCGCUCGAAGGAGACGACGCACUGGACGUGGACAUGGACAUCGACGUCGACGUCUUCCGGCCGAGCGCAAUGCUAGACGCGCAGCUUUCCGAUGCAUUUGGUGAAUCAGGUGAGCUCUACUUCGGCUCCAGCUUUCAACCUGAUCUGGGCAGCGCAGAGGAGGAUAUCGAGCAGAUGCUGCUAAGUGGCUCAGAAGAGUCUCUUCAUAGUCAUCACCAGCAUGAAACAGCACCUGGACAGGGCUGUCAGUGUCGAAAUUUCGCUAUUAGGGCCAGUCGCGUACAGGCACAACACGAGCGCGUCGCAGCGGCCUCAAUGGCCCCAAAAGAUCAGAAAAGAGUGCUGCGUCACACUUUUGGGUCCGGGAAAAGACUACAAGGCUUUGGGUUCGGGGCAGGAGCAGUGGUGGAUCACUCUCAGCAACAGGAUAUCGAAAUGUCCGACGGACAGUCCACGCAAGUUGAUUUAACGGUGAAACCAGAGGUUUCAGCAGCGGAGUAUGCGGCUACACUGGCAGAAAUGACACAACUAUUUCCAGAUCCGAUUCUGGCUAAGCAGGAGGCGAUUCUAUCUACACCAGAGCGCGUGGUGCGGUCGCUGGAGGAAGAUCCGAUAUAUAGCAGCCCAUUGCAGCGUAGUCAGUCGCUGUCUGCUGUGUCCAGUCCACUAAGCACAACUAGUUUCGUGUCAUUGGAAAGUAUGAUGGCCACGCCAUUAUCGACGACGUCACGGUCGUCUACACACUCUGAGAAGCCGGUGAUGAUGCGCUCAUUGUCACCGGCCGAUGAGCUGGAGAAGAUGGCAACAAGCGGCUCCAAAACGUCAAUGCCAAAGAUGAAUAUGCUCAGGGGGAACUUCCAGGUCUCCCCGGGACAUGAUACGGUGCCGUUGGUGAAACCCACUGCGGUUCUGCCCCCGCCGUAUCUACGGGGAGCUCUGGCUUCCCCUGAGAAGCGUCGCGCACACUCGAAGACUUUUAAUUCGUUCGCACAGUCAUUAUCAUUUUCAUUCUCGAACGAAGCAUCGGCCGACAGGAGCACUUCAACUUCGAGUAUGAAUGCAUCUACUCGUGUUGCAGGCACCGCUGCCAUCUUCCUUCGGCCACUACGUGACGCAGCGUUGGCUGCUAGUGAAGCUGCGACGGCUGAGGAGGCUCGACGGAGACAACGAGUGGAAGCUGAACUUGCAGAAGCCAAGUCUGCGGCCCAAGCGAAUGAUUGUGAGCGAUUGGAUGCUCAACUACAAGCAAAGCAAGAGGCACAGCGAGCGCAAGAACUGGAAUUGGCGCGGAACGAACAGGUGCACGCACGAUCGUUGUUGGAACAAGAGUUAUUGACCCGCGAACAACAAAACCAAGAGCUGAAAAAAGCACGAAAACAGCUGGAGAACCAGCUACAUGCUACAAAUGAGAGUGCUCAACGUUUCCAGGUCAAUAUUAACUCCACUGACCAAGCUCUCGAGCUGCAGUUCACAAGGCAAUUUAACGCCAAGACCGCAAUGCCAUCCUUUCAGUCAAUCGUACUAAACGCUGUGGCUCUCGCGACGUGUCUGUUUGCUACCGGCGCGCGUGCCGAGCUACCAACUGCCAAGCUCACACACCCUUCAGGGUCAAACGCCGAGGUGUUCCUCUUUGGCGCGCAUGUCAAGUCGUUCCAUGCGGCCCAAGACCCGACUCGUGACGUCAUUUUCCUAUCAAAACAUUCCUUCCUGGACGGCGUGAACCCAAUCAUGGGCGGCACUCCUGUCGUGUUCCCUAACUUCGGAAGUGCCAAAGGUCUCCCUGGUCACGGCUUCGCUCGCGUGACCAACUGGACGCUGGCCGUUGUUGAAGAGGCUGCUGACGCUGCUAGCUCUACAGUCGCUACGUUUACUAUGGCUGCGAGUGACAAGACCCGCAAGAUGUGGCCUGUCGACUUCGAGCUUAAGUACGAGGUCAAGCUGUCGGCUAAUCAACUUGAGACGGCUCUCAUUGUACACAACACGCACACAGAGGAGAUCGACUUCCACGCAUUGCUGCACAACUACAUUUACGUGGACGACGUUCGCGACGGAAAGACCAAGGUGGCCGGUCUCUCCGGUCUCAAGUACUUUGACAAGGUCGCUAAGGUGAACAAGACACAGGAUGCAGAGCUCAGCAUCACUGCUGAGACGGACAGUAUCUACUACAACGCUCCGUCGACCUUGACGAUCUCUUCUAAGGGCGUCAAUGCUGCUGACCGCACAGUGGAGAUCGAAAAAUCCGGUUUUAUCGGUAAUGGAGCGGUCCAGACUAAGCAGGACACCGACGCUGUGAUCUGGAACCCGUGA